Molecule: messenger RNA, 567 nt
Organism: Entrophospora sp. SA101
Lineage: Eukaryota; Fungi; Glomeromycota; Glomeromycetes; Entrophosporales; Entrophosporaceae
Source: the annotation of a GenBank genome assembly
AUGCAAAGAGAACUUGAUAGUUUAAGAAAAGUUGAAAAGACAUAUGCUGUAAAAACUCGCGAGUUGGAACUUGACAAUGAUGAUUUAGAAAGAACAGAAAGAGCUGCAAAAAGUUCAUUGCAAGAUUUAGAAAACAAAUAUAAUAAAGCAAUAGAGCAUGGUGAAUAUGGCCCACCACCACCAUCAUCAGCUUCCCAACUAUAUUCAAUACAUAAGACAGAAUUAUCACGCUCACCAUCACAUGUGUCUAUCGAUUCAAAUUCAUCUGAUGUUAGUCCAAAUCCGGUAAAAAUGGUACAAGAAAUGGUUGGCAGGGUCAAGAGUUUGGAAGCACGUUUAGUAUCAUGUCGUUCACUAGUUACACCUUUAUUAGCACCACCCCCAUCAUAUAGUACAACAAUGCCAUUACAAAAUGGUAUAAAUUCACCCCCAUUAUCACCAAAAAUUUCACGUUUUGAUUCACCUUACAUCACAUCUCUGAAAGAAAAAAGACGUAAUUCUGUUCAAAAAUCAAAAUUUAAUAUUUCACCUACUCCAACUAAAUUAAGCUCAUUUGGCAGGGUUUAA